Molecule: messenger RNA, 1803 nt
Organism: Acanthopagrus latus (yellowfin seabream)
Lineage: Eukaryota; Metazoa; Chordata; Actinopteri; Spariformes; Sparidae
Product: myb-related transcription factor, partner of profilin-like
Exons: 4
Coding region: 145-924 (259 amino acids)
Cellular component (GO): nucleus
Source: RefSeq, a predicted model, not a curated record
ACGGAGAGGAAAGCCUUAUAUUUUACCUUAAGGUUUUAUCAGUAAAUAUUAAAUAUAGCUUGCACUGUACCUUACUGUAUUCACAUCCUGUAAGCGUCUGACCUGGUAUCACGUUACCCUUCGACUAGAUUAAGUUGCAGAGACAUGCCCCUACAACUUACUGAAGGGAUGUCCACCAGGAAGAGAAGACCUAACUGGACAGACCAGGAGUGUCUUCUUCUAGCUCAGUUAAUGCAAGAGAAGAAAAACAUUAUCAGAGGGAAGUGCAGCACUGGUGUAUCAAUCCAGGAUAAAAGACAAGCCUGGGAGGAAAUCGCCCAAGCCAUCAAUACUGCCUUUCCACAGAUUCAGCGCACAGUCUCUGACUGUAACAAGAAGUGGGAAAACCUGCUGGCAAAGUCAAGGGAGGAGAUCAAACGACAGAAGAGGCAAGCCGGUACAGAAGACCUGUCCCUCGAACAGCUCAGUACUGUGACGCAGGUUGUGAUUUCUAUGAUGAACCUCUCAAACAUGCUGCAGCAGCAUAGAGAAGCCUCCUCAGUCUCAGAGUUAGUGGAAACUCAACAUAACAGCUGUGAUGAAGACGGAAAUGACCACACAGAGCUUGAUCUCCCGACAUAUCCAAAUCCAUCCACUCCUCUGGCAGAACAAAAAUUGACUUUGACUAACAUCCCCACAUCACUCGCAGUGCAGUUUAGUGCUCAUCGUGCUGCUGGCUUUGCUGCUUCUGCAGAACCACUAGAUACUCCCUGCGCUGCCUCUCCACGCUGCACAGUGCACUGCUCACCUUUGCAAGAGCGGAAUGAUUUGGAAAUAUCCGUGCUGAGGAGACAAGAGGCUGUCCUCAAGCUGCAAGAGGAAUAUUACACGCUGAAGAUUAAGCAGAUUAAAAAGCAAAUGGAGGAGCCGAUUCCAAAGGACUGAAGUAGUUACUGAGAAUGACUUGUGGCACUUUGUUGAGUCUUGUGCCUGCCUGGGACUAUGUGAUAAUUCAAGUCAAGAGAAAUUCAAGAAGUAUCAUAAUUUGUUUGUGUUGAAGUUGACAUCUGUAAUGUUUUUGUACAGAGUAGUGAAACGCUACAAGCAGCAAUGUGAUUUGGUUUUGAGGUGCAUUUCAUACCCUAUCAUUGUGAAGCAGGAUUCACGAGGGUUGGAUUAUUCAACCGCUAGGAAUCAUGACCGGGAUGACCUACAAAUGAUGUGUUGUUGCAGGUCUAGUUGUCUUUUAAUCAUUUCAGUAAAAAAUAAUAUAUGUUUUUGAUAACUAGUCUGCUGGUGUUUUUCUCUCCCCAAUUAGGACUGACCAGUUGACCAUUAUCAUGCUUAAAGUAUUCUGUUCUACCGCUGCUCUCUCACAGCUGACUGUCAGCUGUUGGAUGACGUCUUUGCAGUGUGUUCAUGUGAUGAAACGUGGGCAACGUGAGACGACGCAACGGUCACCUUUUCAUCGCUGCUACUGUAGUUAUUUGAUGUUUGCUUGUUGUGUGACCUCGGGAAGCUGUGGACAACCAUGAGUUUGCUUUGACACACAUGAGGCAACAGUUCACUUCUUUUUUAAACCCAGCCAGCUCAGCAGGAGCGUGCAAUGCAUUGCAGGAGAACCCGUCCAAACUGCACGCGACCAUAUUAAUGUAGUAUGUGCGUGUUUUUAAUGUAACCAAGCCUUUAAGUGCUUUGUUGAGUCUCUGUGUGACUUAAAUGAGCCGUAUCUGAUGAAGCCUGAUCCUCCGAGCGCACUUUAAUUUACAUUCUUGAAUCACACAUGUCCAUGUAAUCCCUGAUCUGUGGACUAAAAUAAAAGGU